Messenger RNA from Aspergillus eucalypticola CBS 122712, 1304 nucleotides. RefSeq lists its product as uncharacterized. The record is from RefSeq and is a predicted model, not a curated record. The transcript has a single exon. The coding region runs from base 479 to 979 and encodes 166 amino acids. NCBI's taxonomy places the organism in Eukaryota, Fungi, Ascomycota, Eurotiomycetes, Eurotiales, Aspergillaceae.
GCCAUUAUGGGAAGACACGAGCCAUUAAGUAGAGCGUGAGGAAUGUUGUGUUUCUUCUCCGCUCGCCGUUGGUAUGUGGCCGUGUCUAGGGCACGGUCGGGCUAUUUAAUCCAACUCUUGGACCUCGUGUAUGUGAGCAUAAUUUCAGGGUCGCAAAUGCCAGCCAAGGGAUCUAUCGAGUGUCUGGACUAGCGCGACCACCGAUCAGAAACAUUCGCUUUCCGAUUCAGCGCAUCUGGCCAUCUUGGCGAGGGACCAGGAAAGCGAGAGAGUAUAUCACGCGUCACUUCACUUAUGGAACUGGGAAUUAUUCUUCCAUGAAUGAACCCGAGUGUUAGAUGAUCACAUUGACCUGCUGGAUGAAAGUGUUAUGGCGAUGAGUCGAAUUCAGAAGAUUAGGCAACUGCCAGUGGCAGCCUAAAGUUGGCUUGGCUUAAAUUCCGCGGUCGCAAAGUUGAAUCUUUAGACCGACCUCAGAAUGCAAAUCAAGUUAAUUCGCUCCCUUCGCACUGCAACUGACAUGCAAUUCCACCAAAUCUUCUCUCUAAUUACAACGAUCUUAAUCACAGCAGCAGCUGGCGGACAAAGUCUCGUUCCCGAGCAGCUGUUCCUCGAUUUGCCCGUUGCGGAGGUGCUCAAUCGAACUGCCUGGAACUUGGUGGAACCAUGGGCCACCGAGUACUGCACCGCCAUUGCAGAGCAGCGAUACGGAGAUGCCAUCUAUGCCCGAUACAACAUCCAUGGGGACACCAAGAACGGCAUGUUGACGUUGUGGGACUGCACUGAUGAAGGGUCGUACCGUGAAUGGAACAUCACUGUAUAUGAGCAGAUAAUGGAGGAUGCUCGAGGGUAUUACGAUGGGCACCCGGACCUUUACCAAGAAGCGCUGGAGUUCUAUAGCAGCAACAGUCCCAACGACUCGCGGGGAGCCAUCAUCGAAGCGCUGAACCAUGUAAUGAACAAUGGGUCAGACUUCUAGCCGCUCACGAGUUCCAUUCAUUCCACUCGCUAUCGGAUUCUGCAACUACUCGAUCAUGUUCCUCUAUAUGUCGGAAAGAUUCAAUAGUGGUAUGCAUUGUGACAGGUAGCACGCCACGCUGGGGCGUUGUGAUGAUAGCUUCAGCAGGACAUUUCAUUUCAAAAAGAUAUAUAUUGUGACAUCGAGUCCCUUGUAUCUAGCCUUUAAGACACUCAUGAAAGGGGAUAUAGACAGAUCACCAGUAUACCGAGAUGAGCCAUGUGCACGGACCCAGUUAUUGCCUCAUUUGGAAGGCUCUUCCGGUGGAGAAAACUGCCCCACGCGG